AGAGCUGUCAAGUGCUGCUGCAACAACACAUUGCCAUGGCCACAAAACAGACCCUUCUGAUUAUUGGAAUAUUUAUUUUAGCAGGAUUUGAUGGAUGUCUCUCCAUUACCCCUGAAAAGGAGCAGAAGGCAGACUUUUGGUAUGUUAAGGGUAAAGAUGCUCUUCGUACAUCCCUCUCCAUGAAGCCCAACCCGCACCGUGCUAAAAAUCUCAUUCUCUUCCUCGGAGAUGGCAUGGGAAUCAGCACUGUGACCGCAGCAAGAAUUCUGAAAGGACAGAUGGAAGGGAAGACCGGAGAGGAGAGCAUCCUAGCCAUGGACAUGUUCCCUUAUCUCGCUCUCUCCAAGACCUACAAUGUGGAUCAGCAGAUGCCUGACAGCGCAGCAACAGCCACUGCUUAUCUGUGUGGUGUGAAGGCAAACUAUGGCACUCUGGGCCUCAGUGCAGCUGCCCGCCGCAAAGACUGCAGCUCCGUUACAGGCAAUGAGGUCAAAUCAAUUCUGCAUCAGGCAAAGAUGGCAGGGAAGUCUGUUGGCGUAGUGAGCACGGCACGUGUCCAGCAUGCAUCACCUGCCGCCAGUUACUCCCACACCCCUGAAAGAGAAUGGUACAGCGAUAAAGAGCUGCCCUCUGAAGCCGUCGCAGGCGGAUGCAAGGACAUUGCGUACCAACUCGUCUAUAAUACCGACAUAAACGUUAUUUUAGGUGGUGGCAGGCAGUACAUGUUUCCCAAGGAAGUGUCUGAUCCUGAAUAUCCCACAUUUUUUGGGAGCCGACAGGACAACAAAAACCUUGUUGACGAGUGGUUAAAAACCAGAGAUAAUGCCAAAUAUGUGUGGAAUAAAAAAGAUUUUGAUGCUGUCCAAGAGCACAAAACUGAUUACUUGAUGGGGCUUUUUGAGCCAAAGGACACCAGGUAUGAGCUGGAACGCGAUCCUUCAAUGGACCCAUCGUUGACAGAGAUGGUGGAAAAAGCCAUCAAGAUUCUUAGCAGAAACCCGAAAGGAUUCUACCUCUUUGUUGAAGGUGGGCGAAUAGAUCAUGGGCAUCACGCAGGGCAGGCCAAGUACGCUUUGACGGAGGCUGUGGAGUUUGACAGGGCCAUUGCGCGGGCGGCUGAGCUGACGAGUGAACUCGACACCUUGUCCGUGGUCACUGCUGACCAUUCCCAUGUGUUUUCAUUCGGUGGCUACUCUUACAGGGGCAAUCCUGUGCUAGGAGUUUCUUAUUCAAUAGGCGAGGAUGGUAAGAAAUUUACUACUGCACUUUACGGGAACGGUCCAGGAUACCAGAUUGCGAAUGGAACUCGUCCUGACGUGAAUGCGGAGACCUCAGGCAGUGAUGAAUAUCUUCAGCAGGCUGCUGUACCUCUAGAUUCAGAGACUCAUGGUUCAGAGGAUGUGGCUAUUUUCGCCAAAGGCCCGAUGGCGCACCUCUUCCACGGAGUCCAAGAGCAAAGCUACAUUCCUCACGCUAUGGCUUACGCUGCCUGUAUUGAGCCCUACACUGACUGUCUGCUAGAAGACUACGGCGUUUGCACUCGGUUCAGCCUCAUGGUUCUCAUGCUGAGCUUGCUGUCCUCGCUCACAUUCCUGAUAUAAUGUGACUAAAGUGGGUGGGGGGUGUAAUUUACAUUUGCAUCCCAAUUAAUUUGCUCAUUUAACGGCAACAUUUAGAUAACCAACGGAAGAGCAGGAUAACUUCUGCAUUGGAUCUGAGUUUGCAAUUAAUGUUGGUUAUGAUAUAAUUUAAAUCCUCUGUGAGGAUAUGAAUAAUUGGUGGAAAAGGGUUGAUUAAUGUAUGCCAAUAAAAUCUACAAAUCCAAGAAGCUGUGCUAACCUUUACAUUGUACUCACAUUUCUUUAGUGGCCCUAAAAACACAGAACACAUGGCAAUGUAAAUGUAUUUUAUAUCUAAGAAAUAAAUGCAUUUAGUCUAGUGUGGGCUAAAUUUAUAUUUAAAAUAUUUUCCUUCAAAAUGCUGACUAUUAUGAAUAUUGUGGAUAUUUGGGAAUAGUGUGAUCAACUGGUGUCAUCUUCAGGUAAAAGACAAUAAGUAGCUUAGUUUAAAACAUAUCAACUGUGCUAUUGUUUCAAAUGAGUAAGUCGUGUAAAUGCCUUAAAUGUAUGGUGAAAUGUGAUUAUUUUAAACAGAUUUUUUUUGUACAUGGAAGAUGAAUUACCUUGUAAGUUAAUACUUGAGACCGAAAAACAUUCAAAGAAUAAACCUCAUUCCACCUUC
Carassius auratus (goldfish) is the source of this 2241-nucleotide messenger RNA. RefSeq names its product alkaline phosphatase-like. Gene Ontology annotation, biological process: dephosphorylation. The coding region runs from base 36 to 1601 and encodes 521 amino acids. The transcript has 11 exons. The record is from RefSeq and is a predicted model, not a curated record. Gene Ontology annotation, cellular component: plasma membrane. Lineage: Eukaryota; Metazoa; Chordata; Actinopteri; Cypriniformes; Cyprinidae. Gene Ontology annotation, molecular function: alkaline phosphatase activity.